GGGCGGGGCAUAGGGGAGCGCUGGGCAGGCUCUGCCCCCCGCCCCGGGACCUGGGGGAGGCCGGCCUGCAGGGACUACAAGCCCCGGCGUGCUGCGGGCUGGCGGGGCGUUUCCCUCGGCUGGUCGGAUGAAGGAGCCGUAGCUGGAGCCGCCGCAAGGCGGGGACUGGCUGAGCCGGGGAUCGAUCCAGCUCGCAGCGGUGCAGACAGACAGACAGAGGGAUGUCCUGCAGGACCGUGCUGCUGACUGGCUGCUCCUCCGGGAUAGGGCUGGCUCUGGCCGUCCGGCUGGCUAAAGAUGAGCUGAAGAGAUUCCGAGUUAUCGCCACCAUGAGGAACUUGGACAAGCGCGAGGCCUUGGAGAAGCAGGCGGGGCCGGCGUUGGACAAGACCCUGGAAAUCCGCCAGAUGGAUGUGACCAGCGAGGAAUCCAUCCAGCGCUGCGUGGAGGGCAUUCCCCAGCGGAGAGUGGACGUGCUGGUGAACAACGCGGGGCUGGGCAUGAUCGGGCCGGUGGAGAGCCAGAGCGUCGCUGCCAUGAAGAGCCUCUUCGAUACCAACUUCUUCGGGCUGGUGCGGCUGGUGCGCGAAGUCUUCCCCGACAUGAAGCGCCGGCGCCGGGGCCACAUCGUGGUGAUGAGCAGCGUGCUGGGGCUGCAAGGCCUCCUCUUCAAUGACAUCUACUGCGCCUCCAAGUUCGCUGUGGAGGGUUUCUGUGAGAGCUUGGCCCUGCAGGCACUGAAGUUUGGUGUGAACAUCAGCCUGAUCGAACCCGGGCCGGUGGUGACCGAGUUCGAAAGGAAACUCUACGAAGAAGCCGCCUGCAUGGACCUGUCCGCCGUUGACCAGGAGACACUGGACAUAUUCCAAGGCUUCUACAUGGCCUAUUCCAAGGAAGUCUUCACGGUGCUGGGGCAGUCGCCAGACGAGGUGGCUGAGGUUAAGCCCAGGGCGUGUCGGUCGAGCGUCUGACGGGCAGGCCCUUCCUCCGCUCUCCCCAGCAUACGGCCAAGGUGAUCAUGGCAGAGAAGCCGCCUUUUCGCUACCAGACCAACAGCCUCUACACGCCCAUGACCACCCUGAAACACGCCGACCCCACCGGGAACCUGCCUCUGAACACCUUCCACCAGAUGAUCUUCCAGCAUGACCGGCUCUUCAAAGCCAGCCUCAGCCUCCUCAAGAUGCUGCAGUGGAGGAAGAGGAGGGACGUGUCCUAUAACAAGUCUCCUUGAGACGAAGGCACCAGUCCCCUUCCUCCUCCCUGGACAACACAGACAGCUCCAGCUAUAGAUCCCACCCCGCUCCCAUGCUCUGUAGCUUCCAGUGUGGACAGCCACUGUAAAAGCACGAAUCCUUGGACCGAGGGGGGGGCGUCAGCACGGUGGGUGAUGGGAGGGGCCGGGGGGAGGGCAGGGUGUUUAGGAGCAUGAAUCCAGGAGGGGGCUAGCAAUGCCCCCGCUUUACCCUCUUUUUAGCCAGCUGAUUCUUUUGUAUCUUUUUUUUUUUUUAAAGUAAAUUUGGGGUGUUAAAAGGAUUUAAAAAAAAAAAAAACCUUUCAAAAAGUAGAGGAAGGAGGCCCUGCUGGGCCUAGGACCCAGGAGUCCCGGCCCUUCCCAGAGCUGGGGAUAGGACCCAGGAGUCCCGGCCCUUCCCAGAGCUGGGGAUAGGACCCAGGAGUCCGGUCCCAACCUCUUCCCAGAGGUGGGGACAGAACCCAGGCGUUCCCAGAGUCAGGGAUUGAACCCAGGAGUCCGGAUGCCUGUCCCAAUGCUCUAACCACGAGGCACCACUCUCCUUCCACAGCUGGGGCUAGAUCCCUGGAUGUAGUAAGUUGUCUCCCCCCCGGCCAGCUUGUGAGGGUGGACCCAGCUGUGCUUCCACCGGGGGGGUGAUAGACAUCCUCCACGAGGAGGUAGCCCAGCAGGUGUGUGCCAGGGCUUGUAGCCCUGGGUGAAGGGAGCCAUGGGGCAUCAGGCUGUGUCCCCCUGACACUACCGGGGAGGCCUGUAGGAAGAUGGCCGGGCUGGCUCGUCCAGGGAGGGGAUGACUACUGCACUUGCUGGAGUUAGGGGCACCGUGUUUGCCGGCAGGCUGGGAGGGUGAUAGUGCAACCAGACUUGGCCGACUCUCAGCUAGGGUUCGAUGCAGCUCCUGGCCCUGGGUUCAAGUGGGUUGAGUGGCCCGGUUGGGGGCAGCAAAGCAAUUUAGCUGGCAUCUCUUAGGCACGCCCUGGGGGCCCCAACAGCUCCCAAGAGGGGGUGAGCGUUUAGUCUGCAGCCUCUUCCUCACGGCCCUGCACCCUCCAAAGGCCAGUUUCCUGAUCUCCCCCUCUCCUCGAUCUCCCCCUGCGGGGGGCCGCUGCCCCCUGCCCAGCACCUGCGGUAGCGCUGGGAGCAUGUGCCUGUGUUGUAGUGCGUGCAAUGACACGCUCCCCCAGCAGCUGUUCAGGGCCCGGGCAGCCCAUCCGAUCAACCUGCCGGGGUGCAGGAGUCCCUCAAUAAACAGAGGUGCUGGA
Molecule: messenger RNA, 2514 nt
Organism: Chelonia mydas (Green sea turtle)
Lineage: Eukaryota; Metazoa; Chordata; Testudines; Cheloniidae
Product: retinol dehydrogenase 8
Exons: 7
Coding region: 222-971 (249 amino acids)
Biological process (GO): estrogen biosynthetic process
Cellular component (GO): cytoplasm
Molecular function (GO): estradiol 17-beta-dehydrogenase [NAD(P)+] activity
Source: RefSeq, a predicted model, not a curated record